GUAACGUCGCGACGUCCGGAUACAGUCUUUUCUCUAAAAUAUUGAUGCGUCUCUAAAGAAAAUAGUUAAAACGCGAAAUCGGAAGAUGAAAUACCGAUUAACCGUAAUAAAAAGUCAUUCUAGACGUCCGAAACUGGCGUCGUUUUAUAUUGCUCCGAUUGUCAUUCGGUCACGAUCAGAAGUAUAGCGGAUUUCGCGAAGAAAAGGGACGCAUGUAAAGAACUUGGCGGUGUGUUUGGCGGGACAAAAUCUUUGUCGAAUCAGUGCAGUUUCGAGUCACAAUGACUAUGAUGUUAGAGUGAUCCUUGCUAUUAAUCGAGCAACGAACAUACGUUAUCAUCAUGCAAUUCGUUACUCUGCUAUUUUGCUCAUUGAUGAUGACAAGGAUAUCAGUGGUCUCAGGACUCUAUUUCCCGCAAUCGAAUCUCACUCUAAGGUUUCCGUACUUGGUUCAAUACGGCACAAAGGUUGUACCGGAGGUCAAAUUAAUUAAUCUUAGGACGCUUCGGAAUGAUUCCACUAUACCGCAAGAUGUGAAGUAUCAGAUCAUCAGGUUGCAGGAGAAGUUUGCAAUCUACCAGAAAAACACGAGCCAGAUUGUGUUGCAGAAUCUUCCGCAAAAUGGAACUCUCGGUACUAUUAUCGUCAAAGCGAGCGAGAAAGGUUUCAGCGAAGCGUUACUCAAAAUAAAAGUGCAACCAGUACCGAUAAUGGGAGAAACUAUCAAUUGUACGGAAUACAUGCAGGACAUGUGCUUCUGGAACACAUCGAACUACAAGAUUUAUGAGAAUCAACCAGUCACAAUGAUUGGCACGUUUGGCCCGGAAGCGUACAGCUAUAUGUGUUCCAACUUUAGCGUCACCAGAUAUGAAUUAUCAAAUGGCAACGAUUAUUUUUAUAUAGAUGGUAAUAAGUUGUUCGCGAACGCGUCGUUGGACCGAGAUAUUAUCGGUCCUCCAGGAGGACCUGGACCUCGCAUUCAGAUCGAAGUGAGAUGCGUUGUUUGGGAAAAUACCGGGAUGCAGCACGUGCAGACAAACGUUCUUACUAUCGAUAUCCUGGAUCAAGACGACAAUCCUCCCACAGCGCAAGGCAAAACUUCCAUCGCUAUAACGCUUUCGGACUUUCCCGAGGGCCGUAAAUUGAUAGAUGAGAACCACAUGAUUUUGACGGACGCGGACGCGGUUACUAGCAAUCAGUACAGCAUUCGCCUAAUUGGCGAUACCUCUCAAGCUUUGAACAUCACUUAUGAUACUUUGAUGAUCCAGCAUCCUCGACACUCGGAUCGAGCGCCUUACACCGCCAUUGUUCCAAGAAUCCACGCCAGGAAGACACUGCUACCGGAAUCGCCGUAUCACGUAGUCCUUCAGGUUACAGAUGAAUCGCUUCUCAAAGGAUACGGAGCGAAUUCGAUAAACAUCAGCAUAACUUUCUCGGGGCCGGUACAUCGAGCUUCGAAUAUUGUGACCCCAUCAUCCGUCAUGGUACAAGAAUCAUUCUCGUAUCCGGCGAGUGUGAAAAUUGCUCGGAUUUCGUCAAAAUACAUGCGCGUGGCGAAACCAACAGUAAAACCCCAUCCCUCGAUAACUUUCAUCCUGCACGGUUCCAGUGCAUUCAACGUCACCCGACGGGACGGUAUCAUUUACGUGUCCAACGAAACUAAGCUACGAUCCGAGCCCGACAUCAUUCAGCUGAAAUUAAAAUGGAGCAAAGAGAAUCAGACGACAACCAUUACGCUACAAGUAAAACUAGUCAACGUGUUGCCGUCAAAGGCUAAUACGUGCGAACAAUCGGCUCGCGAAGAGAUGCACUCGUGCGCGAAUGCAGAAUCACGCGAAGAUUGCGAGAAGUCCUGCGGAAUCGCCAGCGGAGUCUUCAGCAAGGAUAGUUUCGUCGGUCAAUGCGUUUGGAGGGGCAAUAAGGAAAACAAUCGAACCAAUGUCACGAGUCAAAUGUCGGAAUAUUAUUCCACCUGUUCGCCGGAUCUCACGUACUGUCCGGACAAUGAAUGUGACGAGCUGGAGCGCAGCAAUCCGCGUAUAUGUCCGCAAGACUGCACCAUCGAUUCCGAUUUGACGUUUUUCGCCCACAUGAAUCAGAACGGUCGCGGCAUAAAGAGCGGUCUAGGGACUUGCACCUGUAACGACGAAUUGCGAUGUGCCUGCGGGCCCGGUGCCUUUCGACAACAAGAAAACGACGUGCCAGAUGCUAGGGAAGAACGACCUAAAAAAUCACGAAAUCGAAAUAAUUCCGAUCCCGUAUCGGGUGCGCGUAAAGCGUCCAGCGGACCAUGCGGUCCUACAUGCAUGAUAGGUGUUAUUGGAGCUAGUCUGUUUGUUUUGAUCGUGAUUGUCGGCUCAUUUAUUACAUGGAGGUAUAGGAUGGCGGCGAAGGGCGCACGACGGGAAUGCAAACACAGGAUGGCCGAUGCGGCAAAUGGUAUUGGUAUUUUGCCGUCCGACUACAUCGAUCGUGGUGAUGGUCUCUUGAUCGGUCUAGACAGCUUCACAGCGGCGAAUCGUCAUCUAUUGCUGCCCAAGACGUGUCCGCCGGAUCCAAAAUGGGAAUUUCCACGCUCACUCCUAAAGAUCGAGCAAGUGCUGGGCGAAGGUGAGUUUGGACGCGUUUUACGCGCCAAAGCUACGAACAUUGGCGGGAUGCCUGGCCCCACGACCGUCGCAGUGAAAACAUUAAAGGAAGACGCGUGUGCUUCUGAACUGGCGGAUCUGCUGUCUGAAUACCAGCUGCUGAAAGAAGCACAGCAUCCGAACGUGAUCCGAUUGCUGGGCGCCUGUACGAUGCCACCAGGCGCGCCUGUCUAUCUCAUCAUCGAAUUCGCCGAAUUCGGCUCUUUACGCAACUAUCUGAGGCGCAGCCGGCAUUUGGAAUCGGAAAGCAGAAAUCCCGGUUCGACAUCUCUGCUUUCCACUUCGCCGAUCAACGGCAUUGAAGAAUCGCGAUGCGCCGAUAAUAAUACAUCGAACUGCAUUAUAACACCACGCGAUAUCCUUUCAUUCGCUUGGCAAAUAAGUAAAGGGAUGGCGUAUCUCGCCGACAUUAAGUUAGUGCAUCGGGAUCUCGCGGCAAGGAAUGUUUUGCUCGCAACCGGCAAGGUCUGCAAGAUUUCGGACUUUGGUUUAACUCGCGAUGUGUACGAGGACGAUGCAUAUUUGAAACGAAGCAAAGGACGAGUACCCGUAAAAUGGAUGGCGCCGGAAUCCCUGGCUGACCACGUGUACACCAGCAAAUCGGACGUUUGGAGCUUCGGUGUGCUCCUGUGGGAGUUGGUCACAUUAGGAGCUUCGCCGUAUCCCGGAGUGGACGUACAUAAUCUCUAUAAUCUGCUGAAGGCCGGCUACCGUAUGGAGAAGCCGCCUAACUGCUCGCAACAAUUAUAUAAGCUAAUGGUAUCCUGUUGGCAUCAAGAACCUGGCAUGCGACCAUCGUUCAAGGAACUGACCAGCCAUUGGGAGCGCAUGUUAGAGGAUGGUGUCGAAUAUCUCGAUCUUAAUCCAAGAACCGUCCAUAAUCAAGCCUACUUUGCAUCUCUACAUGCCUUGGAUAGCGCGAAUGAUUCUGAGAAUGAUCAGGUAGAUAACGAGACUGCGACUAUUUUGAAAACAAACACCGUCAACUAUCUUGGUCGAAUAUCUUCUGAACCGGUCACUAAAUGUGACAAAGUAGAUAAACUACAGACACUUUGGCAACCUUCCGUAGCGUCUUUUCCCGAGGAAUCUGUGAAGUCACCGUACGUGAACGAUCCACCAAGCCUGAACGCUAAUCACUACGAGAGCCCGAUAAAGCUGCGGAACAUCAGUAUGACCAGCAAUAGCGAAAACGACUUGACAACACCUUCGAACGAACGUCCUCAGUCCUACAUCGAUAUGCAGGGAAAGAAAUCGGAGACAGAAGACCUCUUGGUAUUUAGCAGUAAGGACGAUGACAAGAACGAUAAUAACGUGACGAACUGAUCGACAUAAUUUCGUAUUGGAUAAUAUAUUGUGUCGAAUUUGAAAUGUAACACGAAUGAGAAAAUUUCAAAAUCGGAAACACAGCUUUCUGAGUCUCGAUAUUUAUUGAUUUCAGACUAAUACAUGGUGAAUGAAAAAAGUUAAGAUAGUCGAAUGAUGAAAUAAUUGACGAUUCCGAGUUAUGCAAGAGAAGAGAAUAUUUAUUUAACGAAGGGACGGGAGAAAAAAAAUGUGCAAAUGGAUUGGAAUCCAAUGUGAUUUGCGUGAAUGAGAAAUGCCAUUUUCAAAGACGACGCGAUGCGGAAAAAAUGAUACAAUAGUUAUAAAGAAGUGCUGAAUGAAAAUUUGCUAAAAUCGCAAUUGUAGCAACGAGUAAGUCAACUUCAUAAAGUUAAAGAAGUUAUGAGUUGUGAGACACCGCAAAAGGUAUUUUUGAACGAAUUGACUGAAUGAAACGCUCUAUCAAAAAUUAAGAGCAAAUUAUAUCGCGCCAAAAGCGAUUUAUUAUACCAAAUAUAAAUUAGUAACUAAUUCGUUCUACUUUUAUGUACUUAAAGUCGUACGACUGUCCGUCAAUGAUCACUGAUGAGGCUGCUUUUAUUAUUUUCAAUAAAAAUAAUUACGCAUUAUCAUUAGUGCGAUUUUUUAAAAAUAUCAGAUUUUCAAUUCAUUUUUAAAUCUUCAUUUAAAAAUCUUUUGCAUAUCGCACUAUGCAAAUAUGAUGAGAUUUGAAAAUAAUUGCUCAUUAAGAAUAACAAGCUUUUUUGGCGAUAUAAGAACACUACAGGAUGUUUUUAAACUAUAAAUUAUUUUUCAGCUAUUACUAACAGUUUUAUAAUUUUUAAUUGUGACUCUUAUAUUAUUCAAUUUUAAGUGGACUACACUUCAACAAAAAUAUCAUUCGAGAUAUAAUUGCGAGAGAUAUUAAUGUUAUAAGAAGUUGAAGAUGGUCUUCCAUCAUAUUUUUCUUGAUAAAUAUCAGGUUGUGAAUUUGUAUGACGGGACACCCUAUUCAUGGCGCUAAUUUAAUUGUCUGACUUAAAACUUAAUCAUCACGCUUCCUUGAAAAUUAAAUAUUUUCUAUUGUCGCACUAGCUUUUGUAGCUUCGUGUGUUUAACACAAAGCAGCAAAUCGCACGACGAAGUGAUACGAUCGAAAAGUAGAAUUUUUACGAGAUAUAUGUGCAAAUUUCGGUUUGGCACAAACCAUAUCCGUAAUGUAUUUCGACGUACUUCAAUGUAAUGGAUAUAAUAGACGAGAAAUCGUCCUUUUUGUAUUUAUGUAUAAAAUGCAACAUUCCACACGAGAGAGAUUAUCCUAAAUUAUUUAUCGUUUUACGAUUUCUACGACGACUGCGUAUGAUUUCGAUUUGUACUUCGUUUUCUUUUUUUUCAUUACUAAUCGAUGCGUUACGACGACAACGAUAUCGAACGCGCCUUACAAACUGGUUAACAUUGUGCCAUAUUAUUUUCUUGUGAUUAAUAUAUUACAAAAUGUAUAAAAGAUGCUUCCAGACGAAGUACACCUUUAUAUUACCUGCA
Cataglyphis hispanica is the source of this 5513-nucleotide messenger RNA. RefSeq names its product proto-oncogene tyrosine-protein kinase receptor Ret (gene Ret). The record is from RefSeq and is a predicted model, not a curated record. Gene Ontology annotation, molecular function: calcium ion binding; transmembrane receptor protein tyrosine kinase activity; ATP binding. The coding region runs from base 342 to 3971 and encodes 1209 amino acids. Gene Ontology annotation, cellular component: signaling receptor complex; membrane; axon. Gene Ontology annotation, biological process: multicellular organism development; protein phosphorylation; homophilic cell-cell adhesion. Lineage: Eukaryota; Metazoa; Arthropoda; Insecta; Hymenoptera; Formicidae. The transcript has 20 exons.